UUGAAGUUUGUAAAAGGAGUUUAGUAUCUGGAUGGAGAAAGAUAACUGAUGAUAUACUUGGAAAAGCUGAAGCCAAAGGAACUUUGGCUUUAUAUUAUGUAGAUUGCAAAAACAAAGAAAAGAAGCAAAAUCUGUUACCAAUUUACAGCUUUCAAGAAUUACAAAAGGAAAUAAAAAACAAGAAUAAUCAGCUAAAUAUUUUUUUUGAUUCUAUCUAUAAUGCUGCAAAUCCAUUUAAAAGAAACAAAAAGUAUUUAGAAAAGCUAGACAAAUGUCUAGCUUUUGAAUGUUAUCUUAUAUGUGGCAAUCAUAACUCAAAGUUAACUGCAUUCAAAACAAAGAUGUCAAUAUUUUUAAAUUCUAUGAAAACAUCUCAUGAAGCAAUUGAUGCAUUUGUGAAUGCUGAAAUUAUGAUCACAUCUUAUCAUAUGGAUCAAAAAAAAGCUGAUUUUGCAAAAUUGUAUGAUGAUAUAGUUGACAGUUAUUUUA
Molecule: messenger RNA, 489 nt
Organism: Cetraspora pellucida
Lineage: Eukaryota; Fungi; Glomeromycota; Glomeromycetes; Diversisporales; Gigasporaceae
Source: the annotation of a GenBank genome assembly